AAAUAAUUUUAUUGGAAAUUCAAUUUUAAUUAAAACCUAAACAACAUUAAAAUUAUGGUAAAAAAGUUGACAAUAUUGAUGGUACCGCUGCCGGGCGUCGGCCCAGUGAACGCCUUCAUUGGUUUGGCUGAAGUACUGGUAAGUCGUGGCCAUAAAGUGGUGUUCGCUGUCGACAAGACUCUGGAGGGAAAACUAUCACCGCUUGGAUUCGUUGAAGAGUUGUUCACAUCAACGAUGGUUGACGUGAAGAAGAAAACGGGAGAGGAAUCGGCAAACAUUUUGCUCACAUCUGGUCUAUUGUCCGGCAUCUCAUCGUUGGACAAGUUUAAGAUAUUUUUCGGACCAAACUUCACGGGUUGGGCCGACAAUAUGGCCAAAAUGCGAGCCAAUGAACCCCAACUCCGGGCUAUUAUAGCCAAACAUAAUCCCGACAUAUAUAUGACGGACGGGAUUAUGUGUUCGCCGACACUAAUCCAUUCGGGAAAGCCAUGGGUUUAUGUGUUUAGUCCGAACCCACUAUACGUUAUCAAUGAUGACAGGACUCCGCCGGCAUUUUCGGGUUAUCCAUCAACUGAUUCGAAGGAAGGCUUCCCAUUAGUGGCGAACAACAGAGCGAUUCCAGACUCGCCUUAUCUUAAUAUCUAUGGAUAUCCCGAAGAACUCGAUUAUACAGACAUCUGUCCGAUGCGUGAAAAGUGGUUCAGAAUCGACGCCUUUAUGAGGAAAUCGGAACAAGAAUUCAAAAUUCCCGACAAAUUCCGUGAAAGAGAUAAUAAU
Molecule: messenger RNA, 777 nt
Organism: Medioppia subpectinata
Lineage: Eukaryota; Metazoa; Arthropoda; Arachnida; Sarcoptiformes; Oppiidae
Source: the annotation of a GenBank genome assembly